Tripterygium wilfordii is the source of this 1634-nucleotide messenger RNA. Its product is annotated as WAT1-related protein At3g53210-like. The transcript has 7 exons. Lineage: Eukaryota; Viridiplantae; Streptophyta; Magnoliopsida; Celastrales; Celastraceae. The record is from RefSeq and is a predicted model, not a curated record. Bases 169 to 1299 code for a protein of 376 amino acids. Gene Ontology annotation, cellular component: plasma membrane. Gene Ontology annotation, molecular function: transmembrane transporter activity.
UGCGACCUCUCACUCACCUGUAGAGCUAAGAGUUGUCUACUCUGUACCCUCUCUGGAAGAGAGGAAAAAUACUAUAUUAUUGCAGUCUUACGUAUGAAUGGAGAUGGUCAAAAUUGUGUUUGAGAUCGCCAUUAUUGAGCUUACAAGCAUCUGCAAACGACUGUUCCAAUGGCCGGAACUGGAUCCUCACUCACCAAGAGAAUGUUUUCAGUUCCUGAUCAUGCCAAGCCCCACAUGGCCAUGGCAGUAUUUAUGCUUGUUUACUCAGGAAACCAUGUCUUCAUGAGAGCUGCACUUGAUAUGGGUGCAAGCAAACUUGUAUUCCCUCUUUACAGGAAUAUAAUUGCACUGGUUUUUCUGGUUCCCUUCGCUUAUUUUGUAGAAAGGAAAGAUAGGCCACCAUUGACUGUUUCGUUAAUAAUUCAAUUCUUCCUCCUCGGCCUUGUUGGAAUUACAUUAAAUCAAGGAUUCUACAUCUUUGGCUUGGACAACACCUCGCCCACAUUUGCUUCUGCUCUAGAGAAUGCUGUCCCAGCUGUGACCUUUAUCUUGGCUGCCUUGUUCAGAUUAGAGCAAGUGCAGUUGAACAGCAAAAAUGGUGUAGCUAAGGUGCUUGGAACUCUUACUUCUGUAAUUGGAGCUUCUGUCAUAACACUUUACAAGGGACCAACCAUUUUUGGCCUGAAUCUUCCUUCAAACCAAUCGAAUUUUCUGCUUUUAUUAGGAGAUGCAAAGGGUAAGAAUUGGACCUUGGGUUGCAUCUGUCUCAUUGGACACUGUCUGUGUUGGUCCAGUUGGAUUGUGCUACAAGCAUUCAUCUUGAAGAGAUACCCAGCUCGGUUCUCAGUCUACUCCUUCACUUGCUUCUUUAGUGUUCUGCAGUUUUUGGCUAUUGCAGCCUAUAUUGAAAGAGAUUCACAAGGCUGGCGGGUCGCCUCUGGUGGUGAACUCUUUAGUAUCUUCUACGCGGGGUUGGUUGUUUCGGGGAUUGGAUUUGGAAUACAAAUAUGGGUGAUAGAACGGGGUGGCCCUGUGUUUGUUUCCGGGUAUUUGCCUUUGCAGACAUUCCUUGCAGCUGUAAUGUCAUCUAUUGCUCUAGGUGAAGAAUUCUACUUAGGAGGGAUUAUUGGUGCGGUGCUAAUCAUGGCUGGACUGUUCCUAGUUGUCUGGGGAAGAAGUGAAGAAAGCAUGCUUGCUGCAGAAAAGAUAGCACCUUCAUCAACAUCUGGAAGCAACUGUUUGGUAGGUGCAGGGAAAUCCAGCCUGGUCCGGCCAUUACUGCCCACGUCUGUCGAGUGAUAUGAAGCAUAUAUUCAAAAGUGAGAAAACACACCCUGCAGUGUGUUUUCAAAUUCGUGGCAGGUCCUGUUGGCUCGCAAAUUUUCCACAAACUUCAUCAACUUGCGGCAUUUUCAAGGGAGCUCACAAGGGGGAAACCUUCUAAGGUCCUUCAUGAAGAUAAUUUAUAUGGUAUGCAUGAUGUUCAAUGUGCGGAUUAAGAUGAAUGAACUCAUGAUAGCAUACAAUAAAAUUUACUCUUGCUUCCAUAGUCUCUUGUGGAGUUUUUUUUAUUGAAUCCCUGUAAGGAACUUAAACUGAGUGGAACCAAGAUAAUACAAGCUAUGUGAAAUCUA